Cooperia oncophora is the source of this 213-nucleotide messenger RNA. The record is from the annotation of a GenBank genome assembly. Lineage: Eukaryota; Metazoa; Nematoda; Chromadorea; Rhabditida; Trichostrongylidae.
AUGUCAAUCGCGAUUGUUCAAGCGGGCUCCAUUCUAUAUGACACACCAGCUACAUUGGACAAACUUGAAAGGCUUACUAAAGAAGCCGUAGACAAAGGAGCAAAGCUCGUCCUCUUUCCUGAAGCGUUCAUUGGAGGCUAUCCGAAAGGGUCCGACUUUGGAAUCGUUCUUGGUACACGUUCACCUGAAGGCCGUGAAGAGUUCAGCAAGUAA